This is a messenger RNA of Athalia rosae (coleseed sawfly), 2798 nucleotides long. It is a transcript of the gene Chpf, whose product is annotated as chondroitin sulfate glucuronyltransferase. Gene Ontology annotation, molecular function: glucuronosyl-N-acetylgalactosaminyl-proteoglycan 4-beta-N-acetylgalactosaminyltransferase activity. The record is from RefSeq and is a predicted model, not a curated record. NCBI's taxonomy places the organism in Eukaryota, Metazoa, Arthropoda, Insecta, Hymenoptera, Athaliidae. The transcript has 7 exons. Gene Ontology annotation, cellular component: Golgi cisterna membrane. Bases 354 to 2546 code for a protein of 730 amino acids.
UGGUCCCCGAUUUGAUAGACGCACAAAAGUGUCAGAAAGUGUUGAUGAUUGGUUAAACGCGGUGAAUAAUUAUUACAGUAAAAAAGAAAGAAAUCAACGUCUGUUACAAAAACGCGCGACAUUAAACACCUGUCACCCGCUAUUUAUGGUUCGUUCGAAUCUCCCGCACCCUACUCGACGAAUAAUAAAACAAAUUACCAACCUGACCCGACCUCAACUUCAUAAUUAGCCUCGAUCUUGCUAUGCAAAUUUUCCAGAUCAGUGCCUUUUUCAGUAUAUUAGACAUGUUAUGAUUAUUUCAAUUAUUUCUCAAUUAACCCCGGAAGUAUUAAAUCUAAUUUAAAUCCCCAAUAAUGAACACAAUAACUAAGGUAUCUCUUUCAUAUUGUCGGAGCAAUGUUUAUCUGAUAAUUGGUGUUUGCUUCGGUCUUUGCAUAAGCUCGUUCUUCACAUCAAUGAAUGUAUCAGAGUGUAUAGAGGCCAACGAUGAACUACCAUUUCCUUCGGAUAUCCCAAAGUUUGAUGACGCUUAUGAACCAAAAAUAAAUCUUGAAGGAAAGCCUUUACGUGCUAAGAAAACACCUAAGGAUUUCAUGCGUCCGAGAUACUAUUCCACAGAACUUGGUAUCAGGGAUAAGUUAUUCGUCGGUGUUCUGACCAGCCGUGAAUACCUUCAUAGUCGGGGGAUAGCUCAGAACAAAACCAUAGCCCACCUUGUCGAUAAAAUCAGAUAUUUUAUUUCAAUACCUGAGGGAACCAAGCCUAAUGUAUCGCUACCAGGUAUCGUGGGGUUCACCGAUACCAGAAGUAUUCUGAAACCAUUUCAUGUGCUAAAGUACAUCACAGACAAUUACCUCGAGGAAUACGACUAUUAUUUUCUCAUAAAAGAUAUGACUUAUGUCGACAUUAGGAAGCUAUUGAAACUUGUCAACAAUAUUAGUAUAAGCCAAAAUGUUCACCUAGGUGUUGCUGGCGAGAUUGAGUCUUAUUGCUCUCUAGACUCUGGAAUACUGUUGAGUAAUUCGGUGGUACAGAAGAUGAAGAGAAAUUUGGAUUGGUGUGUUAGAAACACCUAUUCAGAAUCCGACGAUGUAAACUUUGGACGAUGUAUUGUGCAUUCGACUUCGCUACCUUGCAGCAACAUGAUACAGGGACAAACGAUCAAGUCCACCAUAUUGAAUGACACGUUCAAUCUGGAAAAAAAUUUUUAUGAUUCAAUUGCAAGAAAUUACUCACAGGCAGCUGCCAGCGUUUACCCUGUUUACGAUCACACUACUAUUUACAAAAUCAAUGCCUACGUUGCUAGGCUUGCAUUAGCAGAUGUGAUAAAUGAAAUAUCAAAGGUACGGAGGGAGAUAUUAGCAACCGCAAAGUUAGGACCAGAAAAAGAUCACAGAGUAACAUGGCCCAUUGGAAAUCAACCAGGUAACAAGGCUUCUGGGCGUUUCGACGUUCUUAGAUGGACGUAUUUCAAUGAAACACACGCGUCACUGGAUCAGAGCCUGAAAAAUAUGCAGGAAUUUGAAGGGAGCACCAAAAUUGACAUAAAUUAUGUAAUAAGAGCUGCUGUCAACAGAAUUGAGGAAACUUAUAACAAAGAAAAAUUUAAGUACAUCAAAUUAUUGAACGGGUACAAAAAAUACGAUGCAUCGAGGGGUAUGGAUUACAUAUUAGACAUGGUAUUUUUGAAUACCGAAACAAAGGAGGAAUUAGUAAAACGGGUUGAGGUGUGCAAGCCGUUGGGCAAAGUUGAGAUUUUACCGGUACCUUACGUGACUGAAAAUGCCAGAAUUAAUUUGAUUCUAACUGUGAACACAAAUCUGAUGCAAGAAGCCCUAAAAUUCAUGACAAAUUACGCCCGAACUUGUAUGGAAAAAAGAGACAAGACAUUUUUAAUGGUGAUACUUCUUUACGACCUAAACAGUCCAUCGAAGGGAAAAGAAGAUGUAUUCUACGAUAUAAAACAAUAUGCGCUUUUGCUUACCGAAAAAUAUAAAAAGGACCAAUCAAAGGUUGCCUGGCUCUCUAUCAGACUGCCAACAAGUGUCAACUCCAUUGAAUUAGAGCCAAUGCUGAAGAUUGCUGUAGCAGAUUUAGCGGUGAAAAAAUUCUCACCAGAGAGUUUGAUUCUCUUCAUUGAAACUGGAAUGGAUUUGAAGAUUGAUUAUUUAAACAGGGUACGCAUGAAUACUAUUAGUCAGUGGCAAAUAUUCAGCGCAAUUCCUUUUUCCGAGUAUCACCCGGACAUCGUGUACACCUUGGCAAAGCCAAGAGAUAAUGAAUUGGACAUAAAUAGAAACUAUGGAAGAUACGACGAGUACAAUUUCAACCACAUCGCCUUCUAUGCCAAAGAUUACACCACAACUCGAAAAAUUACUGAGAAUAAAAUUCCGGUCGUCAGAGCAGAUCGAGAUAUAGCUACAAUCCUGAAGCUGUCCCAACAGAAUAAGGUCAUAUGUCUGUGGUCCUUUAUACUUGGUGACUCUCAGAAAACUUUGCUCAAUUCUCAUGAUGAGUAUCUCCGAGGAGGAUACCUUGACAAUUAAAGUUGAAAUGCAAAGAUCAGUUUACCUAUAACAUAUUGUAAAAAAUUAGGCGAGCACGUUUGACGUUAGGUAUAGCUGAAUUUGUCGAUUGAAUUAAGUGAUUUGUCAAAUUAAUCAAGUUGCCGCUAGUUCAGUACUUGGAAUAGCUAAUAAAUUUGAUUAUCUCGAUUACUUUCGGUUGUCAUUCAAUUUCAGAGUGUCAGAAUGAUGUUUUGAUGCUGAAAAAAUACAGAAGAAUACUACACAGUUCAA